Messenger RNA from Pomacea canaliculata, 2209 nucleotides. RefSeq names its product transmembrane protein 50B-like. Gene Ontology annotation, biological process: late endosome to vacuole transport via multivesicular body sorting pathway; protein targeting to vacuole. The record is from RefSeq and is a predicted model, not a curated record. Bases 172 to 651 code for a protein of 159 amino acids. NCBI's taxonomy places the organism in Eukaryota, Metazoa, Mollusca, Gastropoda, Architaenioglossa, Ampullariidae. The transcript is spliced from 7 exons.
AAUACUUUCAUAUAAUGACGUCAUCAGCUUCCUUACUUCCGGUGACUGCAGCUAGUGUUAUGAUCCACUAACGUUUGUAUUUCAUUCUUGGGCAAGGAUAGUUUUAACUAUCACUGUCGCCAGAAGAAACGUCAUCGAGAUAAGACAUUUAUAAAGUGCGUCAGCAGCAAGAUGUCUGGGUUUCUGGAUAACUGCAACUGGCCAAAGUGUGACUGCAUUGAGCUAGGUGAAAGGAGAAACUUUGUGGCAUCAAUUAUAUCAGGAGUUAUGUUUUUUUCAGGCUGGUGGAUGGUGAUUGAUGCAGCUGCUUUGUACCCAAACGAGGCUGACUUUAAUCAUGCCUUUCACACCCCAGGAGCUAUAUCGACAUUAGCAUUCUUCUUAAUCAAUUCUGUGUCAAAUGGUCAGAUUCGAGGAGAGUCAUAUACUACUGGCUGUUUGGGCCAAAGAGGUGCCAGAGUCUGGCUUUUCAUCGGUUUCUUAUUGGCCUUUGGAGCACUGAUUUCAGCUGCAUGGAUUCUGUUUGGUGUUUAUGUCGCCAACUCUGUGGAAAAAGACUGGCCUGGUAUUGCUGUCUUUCUUCAGAAUGCUCUUAUCUUCUUCAGUGCCAUGGUGUUUAAAUUUGGAAGAACAGAAGACCUUUGGGGAUGAGGCUGAAGAAUAUGUUUUUCUAGGGCAAAAUCUGUGUUUCUUUUACUUAAAAGUCAUAACAAAUGCAUGUUUGAUAUUGUGUGUUUUCCCCCUUUGCUGCUUACAUUAAAGCUGGUUUGUCUUUAUUUACAGUUCAUGAACAUGCCCUUGUACUUAGUGUUUGCUUUCAGUUACUAUAAAAAUGUAUUAUAUUGUAAAGAUGUUGUAGAAUGUCUUUUAUUUUAAAAUUUUCUUCCUUGUUUAUCAAAAAACUAGUGUUGAAAACAUUUAACAGCAAUCACCAAUGUUGUGUAUGAUAUUAAUGAAGAAUAGAAGCUGGAGAUUUUUUUUUUUUACCCUUAGCAGUUUCAAUUUUUGUACACAGUGGCAUAAAAAGUUUUUUUCUACAUUGUUUUCAUGAAAGAAUCUCUAUUGCAGACUGAUUAGUCUGCUGUAUUUAUUAUGUUUAUGUCUGCAGUAUGAUCAAUACAUAACAUUUAAGGCUUUAUCAUUAAUGAAGACAGUAACUUAUACACAUUUUACAUUUUUAAGUGUGAUGGUAUCUCUAAUCCUUAGUCUGCCUAUUAAAUGCUUUCUGGAUUUAAGGUUUAAUUACUAAUUUUGUAUAAAGCCAUUGUUAGCUUAGCAACAUGAAGUACUGAAAUAACUGGUAAACUGUCUUAGCAGUGGGGAAGAAAUUACAAUCGACAGACUGGAAAAAUAAACCUCAUGUUGUAAGCAGAAAACUUUGUCAGUUCAGCUCACCAAAUCCUGCUUUUAGUCUUUUGAGUUUACCAACAGACUUCCUUAAAGGUACAGUCUGUCAUGUUUUUGUCACUGCAACCUUUGAAACAUUGAAUUUUAUGUGCACCCUGCUGAACAUUUUCAAAAGGUCACAAAUGCAAAUAGGCCUAUAAAGAACUUUUACUUCCUGAAUAUUUGGUUGUGGAUAUUUUUCAUUGGUAGGCAAGAAAAAAAAUUUGUUGGUUGUGUACAUUUUUGUGUAUAAGGACAUUGUACAAUCCUGCAUUAGUACUGGUCUGGACUGUCUUUAGCUCCUAUCAUGUCUUAAGCAGCUUCAUUAUAUCUUGCUGUACAUUAAAAAGGAAUGUUUGGGGAAAACAAGUGUCCACGCUAUGGACUUGUGCUGUUUCUGAUGAUUACGAGAUGCAGGCUGUGUGGCUGUGCUGUGUACACAUGCAUUUUUGUGUGGGUGUGCUCAUGUGUGUAAUGCCUGGGCAAAUGCUUGCAUUCAUAUGAGAAAAGAAACAAAAUUACAAAACAUCAUGCCUUGCUAUCUCUGCAAUCUUUUUACUCUUUAUUUGUACAAAUGUCCAUUAUAAAAUAACAUGCUUAUUUAAUAUUUGAUAUGUAGCUUGGAGAAUAUGUCAACUGUAGAUUUGGUUCAAGCUGUUUACCUUGUAAUUAUUGUUUCUGUAAAUAUUUAGUAAAAUGUACACAGAUCAAUCUUCAUUUAUCCAAUGAAAACUGUCAUAAAUACAUUAUUUGUUAUUAUACAGUUUUGUUCAUGUUGGAUAUAAAAUAAAGUGCAUACUUUGUGAGUAUUAUCUGUACACAA